CAGUUUACAAUCUAUCAAUUGCGUAAUUUAAUAACUGUAUACAUUUUUUUUUUUGUAAAUGUCAAUGAAACUUUCUUGAAAUAAGAGAAAGAAAAAAGUUUGUAAGUUACGUCCUUUACUGAAGUUGCGUCAUUUUAUCCAUCUACCUGUCUAAAAUUAUAGAUGGCGUAAUGGGAGUGAACACGAUUACAGCGCACAUGUUCAGGUUAACUCAUUUAACUACUAAAAAACUUCAAUUUAAUAUCAAUUUUCGUCAGUUAUCUUUCACCAGUGUAUUUAGAAAAAUGUAUUCUGUUGAAGAAAGAGGUGCACCAAACUCGUUUGAUUAUCGGGUUUACAUCAAGGAUAAAGAUGGCCCAAUUUCUCCGAUGCAUGAUAUCCCAUUAUUGGCGGAUAGCGCAAAUAAAAUUUAUAAUAUGGUCGUAGAAAUACCACGAUGGACUCAAGCUAAAAUGGAGAUAACACUAAAAGAAAUUUUAAAUCCAAUUAAGCAAGAUACUAAAAAAGGAAAAUUACGAUACGUAGCUAAUUGUUUUCCACAUCAUGGAUAUAUUUGGAAUUAUGGAGCAUUACCACAAACAUGGGAGAAUCCAGAUCAUUUAGAUGAUGCUACUGGAUGCAAGGGGGAUAACGAUCCAAUUGAUGUAUUAGAAAUUGGAUAUCGAGUAUCAAAACGCGGUGAAGUGUUACAAGUUAAAUUACUAGGAACAAUUGCAUUAAUUGAUCAAGGCGAAACUGAUUGGAAAAUUCUUGCAAUCGAUGUAAAUGAUCCACUUGCAAGUCAAGUAAAUGAUAUUGGUGAUGUUGAAAAACAUUUCCCUGGAUUAUUGAAAGCAACAGUGGAAUGGUUUAAAAUAUAUAAAAUCCCUGAAGGUAAACCAGAAAAUUUAUUCGCAUUUAAUGGUGAAGCAAAACCAGCUGCUUUCGCUCAUCAAAUUGUUGAUGAAGUACAUAGAUUUUGGAAACAAUUAGUUAGAAAAGAAAUUGAAGGAAAUGGAAUUUCAUGUGCGAAUGUGUCAGUAGAAGAUAGUCCCUUUAGAAUUAACCGUCCAGAUGCUGUUUCAGUUGUAGAAAAAAGUCCAACUGGAGGCUCUUCUAUUGCACCAGAACCCAUAGUUGAUAAAUGGCAUUACAUUACUCUGAAGUAAAUAAAUUUUAUACCAAGAGCAAAAAUUAGUGAAUUGAUUUGCUAAUAAAAUAGAUGGUAAAUCAUGGAGAUUAUUUCACACAACGUACUAAGUUCACCAACCUUUUUUUUAAAUCUAAAAAUUAAUGGUUCCUUUAGCAUUAUUUUAAUUUGUAUAUUUUAAAUUAUUUUUCAUCAUUGUUUUUCUAUUGGAAAAUUAAACCAUAUUUUGUAAUACAAUUGCUAAAUCUCGCCUGAGAUUAAAAAAUGGAAAAUAAAAAUGAAGUAAAUUUGCACCUGGAAA
Chrysoperla carnea is the source of this 1430-nucleotide messenger RNA. It is a transcript of the gene Nurf-38, whose product is annotated as inorganic pyrophosphatase. The record is from RefSeq and is a predicted model, not a curated record. The transcript has 6 exons. Lineage: Eukaryota; Metazoa; Arthropoda; Insecta; Neuroptera; Chrysopidae. Gene Ontology annotation, molecular function: inorganic diphosphate phosphatase activity; magnesium ion binding. Bases 171 to 1148 code for a protein of 325 amino acids. Gene Ontology annotation, biological process: phosphate-containing compound metabolic process. Gene Ontology annotation, cellular component: cytoplasm.